UCCAGUGGGUUGCUGGUUCAGUCAUUUUGCUGUUUUGCUCUUGGGCAAGGAACUUCUUCCAGUGCUUUUCCUGCUGUGACAAAAGUGACUGAUUUCAUGAAGCGCCAUUCAAUUGCAGACCAGCCAUUUACCAUUCAUUAGGACAACAGAUUGCUCUCCAUUAUUAACUUACAGGGUGGUGAAGGUGAUGUUUACAUCAUUUUCCAGGUGGAGGUCCUUGAUGCCACGACAAAGGAGCAGCUUUGUUUUUUAGAUAAGGUAUGCCGACCGAUUUUGGCAUGAACUGACAUACAAGCAUCAGAGUUUAAAUAAUUGCAAGACUCAUGGGUAUUAAUUCAAUGGGACCAAUACUUUCUGCUUGUAUUCUGAUCAGGUGGAUCCUCACUCUACAAUAGGAGAUAUUAAGAGUCUGUUUUACAAAUCAUGUGAGUUUUUUUAUUAUUAUUAUUAUUAUUAUUAUUAUUAUUAUUAUUAUUUGAAUACCUCUCUCUGUAAAUGGAUUUACUGGACAAAGACGGAGAUUAACACACUUGUUCUGCAUUGAAGUUCCAAUGACCUGAACACACUUGAUAUAAUACCUCUUCCCCGGAGCGGUUUCUUGUUAAAAACAAUUUCCUGUUUGUUUCCUCAAAGCUUUGCAGUGGUUUCUGCCAUAAGCUCGUCUCUGGUCAAGAGAUGUUGCUAAAUGUUUGCCAAGCCUGAGGCUGUCGGCUUCUAUUAGAGCAGAGCAGCUUAACGUUAUUCCAUUGUGGUCAAUUAUUGCAAGGCCUCCAGCCAAAAACUCUUUAUGCAAUGCAACCUCCAUCCAGCCGUUCCUCUGUGUGAAUGUAUACGUACUCUGUGUGUGUGUGUGUAUUUGGUCUGCUCAGAUCCUCAGUGGUACCCAGCAAGACAGGCACUAAGACUUGAUACCAGGGGAAAGUCACUCAGAGAUGAUGAGGUCUUACAAAAUCUACCAGUGGGAACCACUGCCACCAUGUACUUCAAAGAUCUCGGGCCACAGUUAGGUUGGACAACAGUGAGAAGACCACGCUUGGAUUUUACUAUUUUACCUUACUUACAUCCUAACACCAGAGUUAAUACAAGCCUAUUUUGUUUUCAGGUCUUUUUUGCUGAGUAUAUCGGAGUCCUGCUCACAUACCUCGUCUUCUUUUUUCGAGUGCCAUAUAUCUACUCUCACACAUACGCCCUUACCUCCAGUCCCCAUCCUGUUGUUAAACUGGCCUGUGUCUGCCAUACAUUCCACUAUGUGAAGAGGCUAAUGGAGACCAUCUUCGUACAUCGUUUCUCCCAUGGGACAAUGCCACUCCGGACGAUAGUCAAAAACUGUGCCUAUUACUGGGGUUUCUCUGCCUGGUUAGCCUAUUACAUUAACCACCCUCUUUAUACACCUCCAUCAUAUGGAGAACUUCAAGUCAAGUACGCGCUAUUCACAUUUGCGAUGUGUGAAGUGGGCAACCUCUCCAUCCAUAUGAGUCUGAGUAACCUAAGAACAGAUGGGUUCAGAGUGAGAAGGUUUCCUACGCCAACCAAGAACCCCUUUACGUGGUUGUUUUUCUUUGUGUCCUGUCCAAAUUAUACUUAUGAGGUUGGAGCUUGGUUGAGCUUCACAGUCAUGACCCAGUGUCUUCCAGUGGCAAUAUACACUUUGUUCGGGUUCAUUCAGAUGACGAUCUGGGCCAAAGUGAAGCACAGAGCCUACCUACGAGAGUUCAAAGACUACCCAACUGUCCGGAUGGCCAUUAUUCCCCUGAUUCUUUGACAAUUGCUUAGGCUUGUGCUAUUGUUUUCUUGAAUCCAGCACUAUGCAAUUUUAAUACCGAUGGGCUUAAAAGACGCAAUGAUUUAGAAAUGCACUACAGUUGAGCCUUCAAAACCUCCUGAGAACAUUUUCUUUUCUUUUCAGUUUCAGCACACGUGGACAAAAGAUUUUAGCAGUGACAUGAGUGUAACAUUUUACCAUGCAGCUUUAGUUUUUGUGCUAAAAAAAUCAAGCUGUUUAGAUCAUAAUACAGAAUGAACGUUUGUAAACAAAAAAAAAAAAAACACAACAAAAAACACAGUUUAUUACUGCAUUUUCUGCUUGACAAAGAAUUAAUUUUAGUAUAUUCAUAUUAAGCACAGGCGGACACUGUCUAAGUGAUUUCUAUUAAUCCAAAUAUGUCCAACUGAAGUCCUGAAGGGUCAGCGCCCUGCAUGUUUCAUUUGUGCUCCCACGCAAACUCAGAUUCAGCAGCUGAAUUAGCUCCUUUUGAUGCCAUCAAUUUAGGUGGGAACAUACCAGUGAAACGUUUUAUACCAUUUGUGGUGUUUUGAACCAGAGAAACAUCAGCUUGCAGGACUGACUUUCCAACACCAUUAUGUUAACGGAGCCUAAGUAAAUGUAUCACUUUCUCUGUGUUUUAUUUACACUUGUUGCAACAUUUUAUUUAUCUGGCUAGCUUUUUCAGAAAAGCUUGAGGGAGUAUUAUUUUUGCAUCUCUAUCAUAAAACCAGCAAAUUGUUCUCAUUUCAUAAUAAUUCAUCAACUCUCUUUUAAAAAAAUUAAUAAUAAUAAGAUUUUAGGAAUUUUAGCCAGAAUUUUAGUUAGAUAUAAUGAAUGUUCUUUGUAAGUAAGUGCCUAAACAAACUGAUGUUAAGAGUAAGAGUUUAGAAUCGCUUUUGUGCUCUCAGGGGGAAUGCUGCUGGAGCAUUUAGUCAUUAAAUUGUCAAG
Messenger RNA from Xiphophorus maculatus (southern platyfish), 2713 nucleotides. Its product is annotated as very-long-chain enoyl-CoA reductase-like. The record is from RefSeq and is a predicted model, not a curated record. Gene Ontology annotation, biological process: very long-chain fatty acid biosynthetic process. The transcript is spliced from 9 exons. Bases 788 to 1762 code for a protein of 324 amino acids. Gene Ontology annotation, molecular function: oxidoreductase activity, acting on the CH-CH group of donors. Lineage: Eukaryota; Metazoa; Chordata; Actinopteri; Cyprinodontiformes; Poeciliidae.